AUGGCGCGCGAAGGAUUCGGGGCUUCGGGCUCAGAUGCGCAGGUCUACCUUGGCGACCGGCGUUUGAACCCCGGUCUUCACUUUGGGAGAAACGAACACUCCGACGCUCCCUUCUGGUCACCUCAGAAUCCCCAGAGAAAAGCCCAAUCGUCUCGGAAUAUUGAUCAAUGGGGAAGGAUGACGUCUGCUACGACUAGACCAGUGAAACUGGCAUGGUUCCGCAAACUGACCCCAGCAAUCAAUAGCCGGGCUGCUAAAGUUCGCUGCGAUGGGCAGAUGCCGUGCGCCAGUGAAGAAUGUCGAUAUCAACCAAGUCGACGAGGUGGUGCCCGUCGAGGGCCUAAUGGAGACUUUGGCUUUCACCGACAAAACUACCGUCAUGACAGUCGUAACAGGGAGCCUGGUAUCCUUCAAAUUCCUUACUUACCACCGACAGAGUCGAUACCACAGCUGCGCAAUAGUUCCCCCGAAAAUGGCUGCUCAGAGCUCCCGACCCCACUUCAUGAUCUUGGAGAUGUAGUAGAGAAUGUCCUAGGAUCUAUGGAGGUGCCUAAGUGGAGCAUCAGGGCUUACCAAUGUGAUCAAGAUCUGAUCAACGCAUACUACAUUUAUUUACACCCUUACCUUCCCUUUCUGCCCCCUCCGGUGGUGCCUCAGUAUGAGGAUAAGUUUGUGGCAGUUGCCAUUCAGUCCACUUCUGUGGCUCCUACGGAGAUGCCGUACUGGCCUGUUUCGCCGCUUGCGCUUGCUCUGGCAGGGAUACUAGUUCUGCUGCCUGUGCCUGGGGAGUCGCAUGCACUACAGAACGAGGCAAGAGCACUACGACGUUCUUAUGCUGAUUUAUUUGCGCGCUCCGCGCUGGACCUUCUGGAGGAUUCAAUCGAGUCAUCCUCCGAGGAAGAUAAGGUUAAAAGCUUGCGGAGUACCUUGCAUCCUGCGGUGCCGAGGAAGCUAGAAGCCGUGUACGCACUGGGAAUCCUCAGCUUAUAUGAAUGUUGUCAACACGGGAAUAUUCCAAAAAUGCGUAUCCGAGCAAACCAGGCUCUAAUUACUGCUAUGGACAUGUCACUGCACAAGGGUACUGCCAAUGGCGAUUACUCGGAUGCGCAACGCCGGUGUUGGUGGGUGACAAUAUUUCUUGUUUAUCAGUCAUCUAUCAUGACUGCCUCGGUGAGUUCAGCGCUCCAAUUGUUACCAUCCAUGAUACUCGAAUCACAACAGCAUUUCCCGAGUUUCGGGGAUGUCGCGAGCUGCGAGGUCGGACGCCAGCUCAUCACUGAGGGCCACCAUUCCAACCUAUCAAAUUCCAUCCGAGAAGAAAUCCAGACUUUGGAUUCCUUCAUCCUUGAGCUGGCAGCCGAAGUUGACAGGUUUCGCUGCAUAACCAAUUAUGAAGGGCCCGAAGCAGACGCCUCGCGCAACUUGUGGGCCAUAACCAAUGGCCUGAUCCACACAGCCAGACUCAUGCUCCAUCGGGUUCGUGCCUUUCCAGAUCGCGCUCUCCUAAAUAACGACUACUACGAUUACCUCGCGAUCGGAAUCAGCCAGACUUCACAAGGGGUAGCACACGACUUCCACCUCUCUACGGGACGAAUCGCUGAGAUAAACGCUCUCUUCCCUUUUACUGAGAAAAAAUCAAUCCAGAUCUGCCUGCAUUCCGCCCUCGUUGUCUGUCGGAUUUUCCGCCGUCUUCCUGUCCCGAACGCUACUAGGUACACCGACAUUGCUGAGGACGAAAUACCCCUUCCGUGGCUGUCAUGGUGGCCUAUGGCCUCUCCACGCUCAAUACCUUAUCUAACAUGCUGUCAAUUUCAAAGCUUUGGUGUAUUGGCAAUCGUGCUGUGGCGUGUGCGAAUGGCUUCACGCUCUGGCAAUUUGGCUAGUUACUCAUAUUUACUUGAUCAACCUGGUAGUUGUUCAACCCAGGUGCAAGAUGCAGAGCGCUUGAUCGAGGAGCUGCAGUCGGGAAUGGAGGCUAUGGGGCGGUCUAUCCAUGCGGAUACGGUGUUUGAGGGAAUUAUAGGAAUGGCCAAAGAGAUAGAGAGGAUUUGGAAGAGCACUGUCAUGGAUUAA
This is a messenger RNA of Aspergillus neoniger CBS 115656, 2073 nucleotides long. Its product is annotated as fungal specific transcription factor domain-containing protein. NCBI's taxonomy places the organism in Eukaryota, Fungi, Ascomycota, Eurotiomycetes, Eurotiales, Aspergillaceae. The transcript is spliced from 10 exons. Bases 1 to 2073 code for a protein of 690 amino acids. The record is from RefSeq and is a predicted model, not a curated record.